AUGACCAACUGUUGGCCUGUGUGGGACUGUCAAGGUUCCUCGGUGAAGGAGAGGCCGGGCUCCCUGUGGACGAUGAACCGCUACACCACGCUGAAGCAGCUGGGGGACGGCACGUAUGGCAGCGUGCUACUGGGCAAGAGCAAUGACACUGGGGAGCUGGUGGCCAUAAAGAGGAUGAAGAGGAAGUUUUAUUCUUGGGAUGAGUGUUUGAAUCUAAGAGAGGUGAAGUCACUGAAGAAGCUGAACCAUACCAAUGUGGUGAAACUGAAGGAAGUCAUCAGAGAAAAUGACUACCUCUACUUUGUCUUUGAGUAUAUGAAAGAAAACCUCUAUCAGCUCAUGAAAGAAAGAAACAAGUUGUUCCCUGAGUCAGUCGUCAGAAACAUGACAUUUCAGAUAUUACAGGGACUGUCCUUUAUUCAUAAACAUGGGUAUUUCCAUCGUGAUAUGAAACCGGAGAACUUGCUCUGCAUGGGCCCCGAGCUGGUUAAGAUUGCUGAUUUUGGACUAGCCAGAGAAAUCCGCUCACAGCCACCUUACACUGACUAUGUGUCCACAAGAUGGUACCGAGCCCCAGAGGUUCUGCUGAAGUCGAACUCCUACAGCUCACCCAUCGACAUCUGGGCCGUGGGAUGCAUCAUUGCGGAGCUGUACAUACUCAGACCACUGUUCCCUGGCAACAGCGAGGUGGACGAGAUCUUCAAGAUCUGUCAGGUGCUGGGAACGCUGAAGAAGACGGACUGGCCUGAAGGCUACAACCUGGCCACCUCGAUGAACUUCCGCUUCCCAAAGUGUGUCCCCACCAGCCUCAGAUCCCUGAUCCCCAACGCCAGCAACGAGGCCAUCGCUCUGAUGAAAGACAUGCUGCAGUGGGACCCUGAGAAAAGACCAAGUGCUGCUCAGGCUCUACGGUAUCCAUACUUCCAUGUCGGCCAGGCGCUCGGUGCUCCUCUCAAGUACUUGGAGCAGCACAGGACUCAGACAAAGACGUCCGAGGCAGCCACAGAGACAGAGCCUCUGUCCCUCUGUAAGAUGGACCUAGAACCUAGUAAGCCAAGUAAGACUCCGGCAGAGCUGCAGACCUGCGGCCAAUCGCUCCACCAGCCCCUUCAGCAGAUCUCCUUACCUCUGGACAACAUGGAGCCAAGCUCAAAGCAAGCAAUGCGUGUCACCACGCUGCCAGAGAGACAGCAGGAACCUCUCAGCCUGGUGAAAAAAAGGCAACCGAUGAGCUGGCAGGCUCCUACAAGAGCAGCUCCCAGAGGAGCGGAAAAUAGCACGACUGGAGUGAGGACAGGACGUCGACGAUGGGGCCAGACGUCUUUCAAGUCCGUCGACAGCUGGGACGAUAGUGAGGAUGCAGACGCUGGAGUGUCCAUCUCCAAAAAACCCACCAUCAGCUCUCUGAAGGACAGGACGCUGGAUGAGUCCAGCUGUCGAUUUCCAGAGUCAAAGAAUGAUACAGAAUCAAAGCUGCCGAGCAAUAGUGGGCUGAACAGAGCUGACUCCACCGCCUUGUCUGCAAAGCAGCACUACCUCCGCCAGUCCAGAUACCUGCCAGGCGUAAAUCCAAAAAACAACUCCUCAGUGGGAAGCCAGGUGGUCGGCAGGAACCUGUGGGGCAGCUCGUGUUUAACCAGAGGACAGGGCCUGGAGUUCCCUCUGCAUAAAGACAUUAGUCUUCCUAAGCUAACAGAUAAGCAGCCUCUACAAGAAAAGACCCUGGAGGAUCUUGAUCUUAACAAAGACUCCUUUAUGAGCAACUCCAACAACACAACCAAGAAAUACACAUCACCUUUUCAGAAGACUGAAACAGGAGCAGCCAGACAGCGUAUAACGCUGGCACCGAUAGGAGGCACCUCUGCUAUUGAUCUGUCAUCUGCUGCUGAUCUCAGAGUCGAGUCUAAAAUCAAACCGGCCAAGAGCAAGACCUCCUUAAAUAAACUGUUGCUCUCAAAAGAAGAGUGCGAAGGGAGGAGGAGCAGAUCUCUGAACCCUCAGAUGCCUGGGUCCAGCGCCAGCGUUACAGGGAAGUUUUCAAAGAGCACAAACAUCCAGCCAGUGCACGGACGAGUAGACUGGAGCGCCAAAUACGGAGGCCACCAGUAG
This is a messenger RNA of Morone saxatilis (striped sea-bass), 2109 nucleotides long. RefSeq names its product serine/threonine-protein kinase MAK-like. Gene Ontology annotation, molecular function: ATP binding; protein serine/threonine kinase activity. Lineage: Eukaryota; Metazoa; Chordata; Actinopteri; Moronidae. The record is from RefSeq and is a predicted model, not a curated record. Gene Ontology annotation, biological process: protein phosphorylation; intracellular signal transduction; cilium assembly. Gene Ontology annotation, cellular component: nucleus; cilium; cytoplasm. The transcript is spliced from 15 exons. The coding region runs from base 1 to 2109 and encodes 702 amino acids.